CUUACAACCAUUAUCUAUCUUUGAUAAAGUCAACCUCCAAAAUGUAUACGUAAGUAACUAGGUAACGAGUUCAAUCAAGUGGGGCAUGUUUAAUAAUUUGGGCCAAAAUGGAUAGGUAGAUAGAUAAGCCAAAUUGAUGAAGUUUGAAUAAAUUUAGGUAUACUUAAGUUGCAAAAAUAAAUUUAAAAUGUUCCCUAGAUAAUACCUACACAUACACACUAGUUUUAUUAUAAUCAAUGAUGCAGUUCGAAAUGAAAUAAUUCACGAAAAUUAGGCCAACAGACGUACACCUCAUCAAAAUGAUUUCAUGGCCACUUAUCCUCUUCUUUGUUAUGGUACAAUGCCAAGAAGAAGAAUUCAACAAAAAAGGCCCCGCCGCGUUCGUGAAAAAGCAAUUCAGAAAUUCAGGUAAAAUCAUGGAAAACGCUCGUUCUUACAUGGAAUUGCUGAGGAACAGCGAUAAAUUUAUAGACAAGAGUCAUUUCAUAGCUGCCUGGCAUUUUGAGGGACCUGUCAAGGUGACUGAAAUGAGAUGUGCACCAAGAUGGGGUAAAACUAUAACCUUGCACAUGGUAAAAAAAUAUUUCGAAAUAGAACUGUACGAAAACUGGACCCGAAUACCUCUGGAAGAAACCACGAAUUACAGAUUAUUUCAACGUAGUGAAAUACUUCAUGAAAAUGGAGAAAUGGAUUCAUUAACUGACGUAUUGAACGUUAAUGCUCAAGGUGGCUCCGUUUCCACCCUUCUGGGAAGCUACCCGGUAAUUUUGGUAAGUUUCGAGAACAUCACCGCUUCAAAUUACGACGACUUUGUCGAUCAAAUAGCUGUGGUGAUUAGCGACGUUUUCAAACAGCAUAUGUAUCUCGAAGCCAUAGUAGACGAUGUAAUGGAUGUCGAGGUAUUCUACUCGCAAACCACUGGCUCCGAUGAGGAGGCUUAUUACAAAGAGGAGGCUGCUUAUAAAGAUGAAACCGAUUACCAAAAUGAUGCGGAUGAUAAAAAACAGGCCGAUAUGAACAAACCUGAAGUUAAAUUCGCCAAACCAAUAUCAGAAACUGCCUCGAAUAAAUUUAGAAAAAUUCUCGAUUGUCAAGCUUCCGCUAUCGAAUUAACCAGCGGUAUUCAUUUACUGUCGAAACUUCUGCACGAGUACUUCAAACAGAAGGUUUACAUUUUGAUGGAUGAUUACGACUGUAUCUUCAAGGUGAUUUUUUUGAAUAACAUUCCGGAAGAGGAUGAAUUAAAUAUGCGAAUAUUUUACAAAUCGCUGUUGCUCAACUCUUUGCAGUACAACGAUUAUUUGGAAAAAAGUUUAAUAGCAGGCACAUACGAUGCGAAAACUUUACUAAAAGGGUUCGAAACCACCACGUUUAAUACGUCGAUUAAUAUUUUAUACAAUCCUUGCGGUUUUACGAGAUUCGAUAUAGAUAGAAUGUUUCGACUGUUUCCCAUCGACGUCGAGGCGAAUCGCAAAGCUCGCCAGUGGUACAACGGGUACAGAUGCGGAAGAAAAAUGUCGAUAAAUAUGCACGAAAUCGAACCAUUCGUAUCGAUAUUCAAUGCUAAUGAUUUCACUGUGUAUCACACGCCCAACUUGAUGGAUGAUUUUAUACGUAGAUCGAUACAGGUGAAAAGAUUCAGGGGUUUGUUGGCCAACAGCAUAACAGGAAAAGGAUACAUGAAAAAUGUAUUACAAGGAGACACGAGCGACAUACUGAAAUUAAAAGAUAUGCCAUUCACAUCCAGUACUAGUAUUGAUGAAAAAACACGAGGACUUUACUUGACUUUACUCGUAUCCAGCGGGUAUUUCACGGCUCGAAUGAAUGGCUCAGACCAAAUCGUGCAAAUACCUAAUCACAGAAUUAAAUACCAACUAUCGGAAAUGUUGAUGGAUUUUUAUAAAGUCAAGUACAAUAUUUCACAAAAAAUGAUCGACUACACGAUCAACGAAACGUAUAAGUUUAUACAAAGUAAUAGUUCAGAAUGUGUCAGCUUUUCCAAAUCGUUGUACAGAUUUUUCCAAAAAUUUUCCCUAUACGAGGAUAUAUUUCCUUUGCAUCUUAUGAGAUACAUUUUUCAUUAUUUCGCGUUAAAAAUUUCCACCCUGUAUAAUUAUCGUUUGCUGGAGAUGCUAGUCGUGUUGGGAGACCCAAUGGAGUAUUUUUCCUUGUACAAUCCCGAGCGUAGAAUCAUAUUUGGUAUCAAGUUGUCGAAUAUAUUGACUGAAAGAAUGGUCAAGAUGUUACAGACGUUUGAAAAUAGCACUACGAAGGCACCUGUGUCGAAUUAUACGAAAAUUGUCGCUAUAUCUAUUCCGCGAUAUGGAGAUUUUAUAAUUCAUCACGAAGAGUUCAAGAAUUAUUAGUGGUACGUGUUGCAUUUGGUAUUUUUGUUGAGAUUUGUGCGGAUGAUGGAGAAGGACGAAAUAAUAAAUUUAGAAUGACGUCAUCGUUACAAUCCUGCACCAGCAUCAGAGACACAGGUCUACACUUCCAUUUUUAACAUUGAGCAAAAAAGUGGAUCAAAGUUGUACCUCGACUUUGGAACAGUCGCUUCUUCUCCAACACUUGAAAAAUACUAUGUCAGUUUGGAUGAAUUUUCAUUUUGAAACGGCACCUCCUCCGCCAAAAGUUCGCCAAGUUAAGUAACAGUAAAGUUCAAAGAUAGAUUACGAUGUAUUUGUUAGAAUUGGCAACGUUGCAAUUUUUCUAGUAUUCGAAGUCAACGGUUUUGUUAUAUAUGUUUGUAUCGUUAUUACCUUUUUAUCCUUCGUUAUGUAAAGAUGUCAUGUUAUAUGAAAGUAUUAUUAAACGCCCUGAGAUAAAGAA
Messenger RNA from Planococcus citri (citrus mealybug), 2829 nucleotides. RefSeq lists its product as uncharacterized. Lineage: Eukaryota; Metazoa; Arthropoda; Insecta; Hemiptera; Pseudococcidae. The transcript has 2 exons. The record is from RefSeq and is a predicted model, not a curated record. The coding region runs from base 300 to 2366 and encodes 688 amino acids.